CCUUUACGGGUCGGGUCAUUAGGUUUGGGUAUCGGUCCAUUUAGACUUUAUAGGAUAUAUAUAAGGCAACCCUGUGAAAUAAAUUGGGAAUCAGGAACAAAAACCCUAGGAGCAACCAGUAGCCCGGAGCCGCACAAGUUCUAGAAACACCGAGAAAGCAGCCAUGGCCGUACCUCUGCUGACCAAGAAGAUCGUGAAGAAGCGUGUUAAGCAGUUCAAGAGGCCUCAAAGUGACCGUUAUAUCUCCGUCAAGACCAACUGGCGUAGGCCCAAGGGUAUUGAUUCCCGCGUAAGAAGAAAGUUUAAGGGAUGCACUCUGAUGCCGAACAUUGGUUACGGGUCAGACAAGAAGACUCGUCACUAUCUUCCCAAUGGCUUCAAGAAGUUCGUUGUUCACAAUGUUAAGGAGCUGGAGCUUUUGAUGAUGCAUAAUAGGACAUACUGCGCUGAGAUUGCACACAAUGUUUCAACUAAGAAGAGAAAGGACAUUGUUGAGCGUGCUGCACAACUAGACAUAGUCGUUACCAACAAGCUCGCGAGGCUGCGUAGUCAGGAAGAUGAGUAAUCGCUUUGUGCUUGACUGUGUGGAGUACGUGCUGGAGAGUAAUUUUGUUUUAGAAUGUUAUGUAAGACUUCAAUAUCAAAUUUCUAGCUUAAUUGAACCAAGUUACUUUUGCUAGUCCACUCGUUAUUUUGAUUUGUCAACUUAGACCUCCAAUGAUAUACAAUGGCUGCUACUCAUUUUACUUCCCUGACACUAGAGAUGUAUUUUAAGAGCUUGCUGUUCCCCCUUUGCA
This is a messenger RNA of Amaranthus tricolor (Joseph's coat), 797 nucleotides long. RefSeq names its product 60S ribosomal protein L32-1-like. Bases 164 to 565 code for a protein of 133 amino acids. The transcript is spliced from 4 exons. The record is from RefSeq and is a predicted model, not a curated record. Gene Ontology annotation, molecular function: structural constituent of ribosome. NCBI's taxonomy places the organism in Eukaryota, Viridiplantae, Streptophyta, Magnoliopsida, Caryophyllales, Amaranthaceae. Gene Ontology annotation, biological process: translation. Gene Ontology annotation, cellular component: cytosolic large ribosomal subunit; ribosome.